Nannospalax galili (Upper Galilee mountains blind mole rat) is the source of this 5337-nucleotide messenger RNA. RefSeq names its product CYLD lysine 63 deubiquitinase (gene Cyld). Gene Ontology annotation, cellular component: cytosol. Gene Ontology annotation, biological process: regulation of intrinsic apoptotic signaling pathway; protein K63-linked deubiquitination; positive regulation of extrinsic apoptotic signaling pathway. The coding region runs from base 226 to 3096 and encodes 956 amino acids. The transcript is spliced from 18 exons. The record is from RefSeq and is a predicted model, not a curated record. Gene Ontology annotation, molecular function: cysteine-type deubiquitinase activity; K63-linked deubiquitinase activity. NCBI's taxonomy places the organism in Eukaryota, Metazoa, Chordata, Mammalia, Rodentia, Spalacidae.
CGCGGGCGGUUCGGAGGCGGGGCAGGUGGGGGCGGGCCCAGGUAGCAGGUUCGGCUGCGCAGGGGCCGCAGGACUGAGGCAUUUUAUUUGCUGUCUUUUACAGCAUGGACACCAAGUUGCCAAAAACUUGCUUUGGGACUUCCAGUGAAUUUAUUUUUUGGGAUUUUAUGAUAGAUUUACUAGUGGUUCCUUUUUUUGAGUUGAUGUUCUAAAGUUACUAUCACAAUGAGUUCAGGUUUAUGGAGCCAAGAGAAAGUUUCUUCACCCUACUGGGAAGAGCGAAUUUUUUACUUGCUUCUUCAGGAAUGCAGCGUCACAGACAAACAGACACAGAAGCUCCUUAAAGUACCCAAAGGGAGUAUAGGACAGUACAUACAAGACCGCUCUGUGGGGCAUUCGAGAGUUCCUUCUGCAAAAGGCAAGAAAAAUCAGAUUGGAUUGAAAACUCUGGAGCAACCACAUGCAGUUCUGUUUGUUGAUGAGAAGGAUGUUGUAGAAAUAAGCGAGAAAUACACAGAACUACUGCUGGCAAUUACCAACUGCGAGGAGAGGCUCAGCCUCUUUAGAAACAGAAGCCGACUGAGCAAAGGCCUCCAGGUAGACGUGGGCAGCCCUGUGAAAGUACAGCUGAGAUCUGGGGAAGAGAAGUUUCCAGGAGUUGUGCGCUUCAGAGGACCCUUGUUAGCAGAGAGGACUGUGUCUGGGAUUUUCUUUGGAGUAGAAUUGCUGGAAGAAGGUCGUGGUCAAGGUUUCACUGAUGGGGUAUAUCAAGGGAAGCAGCUUUUUCAGUGUGAAGAAGAUUGUGGAGUGUUUGUUGCAUUGGACAAGCUGGAAAUCAUAGAAGACGAUGACAAUGGGUUGGAAAGUGAUUUUGCAGGUCCAGGGGAUACAAUGCAGGUUGAACUUCCCCCUUUGGAAAUUAACUCCAGAGUUUCUUUGAAAGUUGGAGAAACUAUAGAAUCUGGAACAGUAAUAUUCUGUGAUGUUUUGCCAGGAAAAGAGAGCUUAGGAUAUUUUGUUGGUGUGGACAUGGAUAAUCCUAUUGGCAAUUGGGAUGGAAGAUUUGAUGGAGUACAGCUUUGUAGUUUUGCAAGUGUUGAAAGCACAAUUCUCUUGCACAUCAAUGAUAUCAUUCCAGCUUUAUCAGAUAGCGUGACACAGGAAAGGAGACCUCCCAAACUUGCCUUUAUGUCAAGAGGUGUUGGUGACAAGGGUUCAUCCAGUCAUACUAAACCAAAGGUUACAGGCUCUACCUCAGACCCUGGAAGUAGAAACAGAUCUGAAUUAUUUUAUACCUUAAAUGGGUCAUCUGUUGACUCACAACCACAAUCCAAAUCAAAAAAUACAUGGUACAUUGAUGAAGUUGCAGAAGACCCUGCAAAGUCACUUACAGAGCUAUCUCCAGACUUUGGACAUUCGUCACCUCCACCGCAACCUCCUUCCAUGAACUCCUUGUCUUCUGAGAACAGAUUUCACUCUCUACCCUUCAGCUUGACAAAGAUGCCCAAUACCAAUGGCAGCAUUGCUCACAGUCCGCUGUCACUGUCAGUGCAGUCUGUGAUGGGAGAGCUGAACAGUGCACCUGUCCCGGAGAGUCCGCCCUUGCCCAUCUCUUCUGGUAACACACAUGGUCUAGAGGUGGGCUCACUGGCUGAAGUGAAAGAGAACCCUCCUUUCUAUGGAGUGAUCCGUUGGAUUGGCCAGCCACCAGGACUUAAUGAAGUGCUAGCUGGACUGGAACUGGAAGAUGAAUGUGCAGGCUGUACAGACGGAACCUUCAAGGGUACGAGGUAUUUCACCUGUGCUCUGAAGAAGGCACUGUUUGUGAAACUGAAGAGCUGCAGACCUGACUCUAGGUUUGCAUCCUUGCAGCCUGUUUCCAAUCAGAUUGAACGGUGUAACUCUUUAGCAUUUGGAGGCUACUUAAGUGAAGUAGUAGAAGAAAACACUCCACCAAAAAUGGAAAAAGAAGGUUUAGAGAUAAUGAUUGGAAAGAAGAAAGGGAUCCAAGGUCAUUACAAUUCCUGCUAUUUAGACUCAACCUUAUUCUGCUUAUUUGCUUUUAGCUCUGCUCUGGACACUGUGUUACUUAGACCCAAAGAAAAGAAUGAUGUAGAAUAUUAUAGUGAGACUCAAGAGCUUCUAAGGACAGAGAUCGUUAAUCCUCUGAGAAUAUAUGGAUAUGUGUGUGCCACAAAAAUUAUGAAACUGAGGAAAAUACUUGAAAAAGUUGAGGCUGCAUCAGGAUUUACCUCUGAAGAAAAAGAUCCAGAAGAAUUCUUAAAUAUCUUGUUCCAUGAUAUUCUAAGGGUUGAGCCAUUGUUAAAAAUAAGAUCAGCGGGUCAAAAAGUUCAAGACUGUAACUUCUAUCAAAUUUUUAUGGAAAAAAAUGAGAAAGUUGGAGUUCCAACAAUUCAGCAGUUAUUAGAAUGGUCUUUUAUCAACAGUAACCUGAAAUUUGCUGAGGCACCAUCAUGUUUGAUUAUUCAGAUGCCUCGAUUUGGAAAAGACUUUAAACUAUUUAAAAAAAUUUUUCCCUCUCUGGAAUUAAAUAUAACAGAUUUACUUGAAGACACUCCCAGGCAGUGCCGGAUCUGUGGGGGACUUGCAAUGUAUGAGUGCAGAGAAUGCUAUGAUGACCCAGACAUCUCAGCAGGGAAGAUCAAACAGUUCUGUAAGACCUGCAACACUCAGGUCCACCUUCAUCCCAAGAGGCUGAAUCAUACAUAUAACCCAGUGUCACUCCCCAAAGACUUACCUGACUGGGACUGGCGACAUGGCUGCAUCCCCUGUCAGAAGAUGGAAUUAUUUGCUGUUCUCUGCAUAGAAACAAGCCACUAUGUUGCUUUUGUGAAGUACGGGAAGGAUGACUCUGCAUGGCUCUUCUUCGACAGUAUGGCUGAUCGAGAUGGCGGUCAGAAUGGCUUCAACAUUCCACAAGUGACGCCCUGCCCAGAGGUGGGAGAGUACUUGAAGAUGUCUCUGGAGGACCUGCAUUCCCUGGACUCCAGAAGAAUUCAAGGCUGUGCACGAAGACUUCUUUGUGAUGCGUACAUGUGCAUGUACCAGAGUCCAACCAUGAGCUUGUACAAAUAACUGGGUCACCUGAGAGGCGCAUGGACUGAGCAUAGAGCUCAGAGUUGUGUUUUCCCCCAGCUGGUGGUUCGUCUAGUGCCCAUUGCCGGCAAUGGGUGUCUUUGUAGUGAUGGCCCUUCAGCAAAGGAUUCCUGUGUUUCCAAACAAAUUGCUUUUGUGUUUCUGAAAUAUUUAAUAAGAAGCCUUUUGCACUCUAGAAAGUACGUCUGUGUUGUUUUUUUAAAAAGUCUAAAUGAAGUUCUUAAUACCUGAAGCUUUAAGUUAAGUGCAUUGAUUAUAUGAUAUUUUUGGAAGCAUACAAUUUUAAUUGUGAUGUUUAAAACCUCUUUUGGUCCGUUGAGAAUGUAAAUAAAUAUUUCUUCUUUAUGGACCAAGGAUAUGAAAUCAUUUUUCUUUUGUAGCUAAUGGUUGCUUUGAGGAAGAAAUAACUUGGUUUUACACUGAGUCUACCUUUAAUCCAGUUGUUCAAGGUGUACUGAGUUUGACUUGUUAAUUUUUUCCUAUAUAGUGCUGAUCUCCUGCAUGUCUGUGAUCUGCUGAGAUUCUGUGUUUCUGCAGCAGUAGUCAGAAAAUACUGAAAUUCCUUUAAUAGUGUUGUUUUCUAUUUGUUUUGGCUUUGAGAUAAAUGAGUGAUUCUGUCAUAAAAUGUCCAUUUUUGAUGUAAUCUUAUUGGAGGAUUAAGGUACUUAGCACUUAAACCUAAGUCAUAGUAACAACUCAGUCAUAGUAACAACUGUUACCUAGCGGGUUUUUUGUAGGGGUUCUAACUAUUUUGAGGAACAAGGCACAGUAAUUUAUGAAGUGAUUGGAGUGAUGAGUAAAUAAUAUAUUCUUACACAAAUAUAUAGUCCUUAAGAAAAUUCGGCAUAUAGACAUUACUAACAUUUCCCUGAAGAGAUGGAUUACAUAUUUAAAGCUCUCAUUUUAAAAACUUUAUUUUUAAUUUAUUUUAAACAAACCUCUCUUAAUUUAAAUAGCUUGAGAUUUUGUUUGUCAGUGAGCCUUACACCCAUUGGCAUCAGUUUUGUUUCACUUGAGAUAAUGAUCACUCUGAAUCAGGUUCACUACAGGACAGCUAGUGACAACUGCACCCUCCUGAGUGAAGACUUAGGAAUGGACAUUGUCUUAGGGCCUGCCUGGAGCGUGCAUAGACUCUGGAGUAUAAAUGUCAGUGCUAUGGGAUGCAUGUUCUCUGAGUGUUGUUUUGUGGUGUGGUUGUCUUUCUGGACUAAAUUUUCAGCUUUGCAGAAAGACAGAAAAGAUGUUAUAUGUGUAGCAUAUGACUUUAUAAAUAUUUAAUGUCAAAAAGAGAGUCUUUAUAAGCCCUGAAGUUAUUUUUUUAAGACACUUUUACUCCUUGGUUUUAUCAUUCCAUUUACUAGUAUGUAUCAGCUUUAUAAAUCGUAAGGCACCAAAGCUCCCCCAUCUUGUAACCUUUUCACUUUUGCAAUGGAAAGAUACAUACAUUCUGCACAGAGUUUGCUGUAGCUGAAUGCCCAGGCUGGGUUGGGAGGCCAUGGCUGGCUUUGCCUCCAUCACCCUGGGACAGGUGAGGAUGGGGAGCAUCAGGUCUGGGUGGUGUCCUAGCUCUGAUCACCCAGAGUUCAGUUGCCCUGUAAUAAGUAUGUGCUGACUGAGUUCAUUCGUGUGUCUUUAAAAUGUUGACUGAAGAAUGAUCAGGAAUCUGUGUAUAGUCAAGACUGGAUUUAACAGUGGAAGGGGAGUGAGAGAAGGCAGUUCCUUUACUGUAAAAAUGGAAACAGAAUCCGUGCUGGGGGAUAUAACCAUUUGGCUUCCAGAGUAGAAGACUCAAAGAUUGUUCAGCAAAUGGUUCCAGAGUUUUGGGCAUGGAACUUUCUUUUUAAUGAGCAGGACCUUGUCUGUAAACGAUCCUCAGCAAUAUUUCUCCAGGUAGCACUUUGUAGUCAGGGAGGGAUCACACUUUAAAGAGCCCAGCUCCUGUGGCUGGGGAGGCCUGAGAACCACAGGCCAGCUGGGAACUUCUCUCCCCUAUCCCUUCUCAUCAUUCUGAAUAGUCGCUCCUCAUUCCUUGUUCCAACAGAGCCUGGUUUGCCAAGGAGGUGGCAGGGCUGGACUGCAUGGCACACAUGGUCCAUGUGCCCGUUGAUUUAAUCUGUAGUCCUGUUUUCGUAAUACUUCCCUUUUGGCUUCUUAAGUGUUUUGAUUGUUCUUUUUCUGAUUUGUAGCUACAAAGGGAAAAUAUAUGAAAUCAUAUUUAUU